UUUCCAAUGUUGUGCAUCGACAGUUCAAAUACCUUCUGAUUUUGUGUUUAAAAAUUUUCAGUAUGUCUUUCUUACAAGUUGUUUAAUAUUCUGCUAUUGUAAAUGUAGUGUUUUGUAGUGUACAUAGUUUUCUUUCACCUUCAUAAAGCCUAACGAAAGCCACUGGUCCUCGUCGGAACAUCUUCGGUCUUAAAACCAAAAGUGAACAAGAUCUUUGGAGACCUCUAAACCUCAACAAAGCUACACAGAGAAGUUGAGUAUGGAGAAGGACAAGGCUGACGUGGAUAUGGCUUCAGAGGAGGGUGGUCGUGACAGUGUGCCUCGGGGCUCCUCAGAGGGGGAGGGAGAGGAGGGUCGUCGAGGUGACACCCCCGGCCCCCUCCCUCAGUACCAGUAUGACCGGAAUAAACUCACCGAAUUAUCAAAGAGCCCAGCUGCUAAGAUGUGGCCAGGCUUUUUGGAUAAGGAGUAUAUCAAUGAGGAUGGUUGUUGGGACCCUGAGAAAUGGUUUCGUGGGUGUUCCCCUGUGCAGGGGGAGUUUGCAGAGAGGAAGAAACCCUCUUCUCUGGACCUGGUACCCAUGAGGAAGCGACCUGCAGAUCCCAAAGAGAGGCUGAAGGAGGAGCGUGACGGGAUUGUGUUGAGUCCUCAGAGACGGAGCUUCGGGACCGGAUGUCAUGUGACGCAGGCGAGCGUUCUGCGUCAGCAGAGCUGCCCAUCAGACUUCCGUGAAGGAAGUGAUCGUGACAGGGACAGACGGGACCAGAGACGAAUUGGGAGUGGGCGGAUCCAGAUUGAUCGCGACCAACCCAGGGAUCGUGAUCGAGACUUCCACCGAGAUCGAUUUGAUCGUGACCUGCGUGAUAGGGACCGGGACCGUGACCUGCGCGACCGCGACCGUGGUGAUAGCCGACGGUAUGAUGACCGCUACAGUCGAGAUAACAGGGAUAGUGACAGACGGAGGGAUUACCGUGGAUAUUCUUCAGUACGGCGUGGUCGUGACUACCGUAUGGAGGAAGAGGAGGCACCAGAGUGGUUCACGGAAGGGCCUGUCAGUCAAACAGACACAAUUGAGCUGCGAGGGUUUGACCGGGUGGAGGAAGAGGAUGAUGCAGAAGUUGAGGAGAGUCCAGCCCCAAAACCAGCAAGGAAAGAGAGCAAGAAACAGUCAGGUAUCUGUGUGACUGACCGUAAUGGGAGCCUGGAGACAAAUGAGUCCAGUUCUCCUGAGACAGAACCACAACCAGUGCCCACUUCCUCCCAUGCGGCCAUCCAUCAUCAAAACCGACGUUCACCUGCACACCAGUCCUCCCUAUUUGAUUUCAAUGAGUUCUUCAACAUAGAAAACAUUCCAGGCCUUGGUGACGGUCCAAGCCCCGAAUCAGAAAUCCGGCACGUGGGAAGCAGAUUCUGUCAGUGGUUCCAGGCAGGUGGUAGUCAAGGAAACAGCCGACACAACAGCAGACGUUCCUCCAUCAAUGAAGAGUUCCCAUACCUUAACGAGCUGAUCAGUGGCAAUCGUAGCCCGAUGGUACCCUCCCCUCACUCCAUGGUAGACAAAAACCUCAGCUUUAGCCCCAUCCCAGGGCAUGAGGAGAGAGGCCCCCCAGGAGAUGAGCCACCACCACCACAAAUCAGCAGUGCACCCAAUGAUAAGUGCUCUCAUUGCCAACAACAAUGUCCCCAACGCGGAGAAGUCAAACCACACUUGGUUUCUUCAUGGCCCAUUCUGUCUCCCUUAGGCACGACCAGCAGCCCCCUGUCGGCCAGUGACGCAGAGGCACAGCUCAAAGCUCUUAUCUUUGGCAAGCGCUCCACCUCUUCCAGUGAACGCUCCACACCUGGCAUGUCCCCACUCACUGUUCCAAUGAAGGCCAAGACAGUGGCUGAGCUCGAGGCAGACAUGACCUCUGACUCUAAACCCCACAGAACCAGCCUCUGCCUCGGGCCCUGCCGCCUAGUCACAGGUCACACCCACCACACCCGCCUCUUGACAACACCCAAAGAAUGGGACCAAGGAGAGACGGGUGAUGAUUUGGCAGCCUUCAACAAGCUGCUGACCCUGAUGAGGGCAGGCGUGGCGGCUGCUGAAAGUCCUCCCCCCAAACUCCAGACACCGAUGCCAAUGCGGGCAGACAACAGGCCAGUGUCCCCUCUGCAUAUGGCUCAGCCCCCCAAACAGAUGAUCUCGACAGCUGCUAAGGAUGAAUUCUUACAGGCUAUUCUGCGGAACAAAGAAAAACAGAGACUGUUACAGCAACAGGCCCAGAUUCGCUAUCAGCAGCACCAGCAGCCGCAGCCCCCCACCCCCAUGAUGUCCGCACCCCCUCCCCAGACGGCUGUGUCGCACCCACCUCCUCAGAUCCCACAGCCCAUGCUCCCACCCCAGGCCAAACCCCACCCCAUGAGUGCUCCCCACCCUCCUUCACAAGCCCCAGAUCCUAUCAUGAGCUUCAUCAAACAGAACCCAACCAUCAUUACCAAGCCCGCGUCCCCGAGUCCCACUCCCCCACCCCUCCCUAACCUGCUGGCACAACCCUCCACGCCUCGCUCACCCUCCCCGCAGGUUAUCCAACAACAGCUGCUCUCAUCACAGCAGUCCACGCCACGGAUACAGUCACCUAUCAUGUUCAGCCAGCAGCCUCCAAGGCAUCUGAGUGCCCCCUCUCCGGUGCACCCUGCCCAGCUGAGUGCUCCCUCUCCCGUACAUGGGGUACAGCUGAGCGCUCCUUCCCCUGUACACCCUCUAGCGCUAGGACAGAACACGCUGUCUGCUAACACACUCACAACCAGUAACAGCAUCCGCCCACCUGUGGUUCCACGAGUGCCCAGUCCCCAGGAGCUCAUUGCCCACACACAGGCCAUCAUGCAGAAUGCCCUGAUCAAAAAACAGCUGGAAGACCAGAAAGAGCGCUUUAUGAGAAAGCAGCAUGAUGGGUCUAAAUCUCCUAAUCCCAUGAUGAUGGUACCUAGUCAGAAACUGCCUACGGGGAUGUCUCUCUCCCCCAACCCGAUCUCAUUACAGUCACCCACAGCUAGCAAGCCCACUGUGACAAUGGCUUUUACCCCAACCUCCGUGAUGAGGAAGAUGCACUCUGACAAAGUGGAAGAGAAAGAGAAGCAGGCCCGAGGGGAUACGCCUACUGGCAGUAACCAAGGUUCCCCGUCUCACCAGCCUCACCGGCACCUAGAGGACGAUGCCCGGAGGUUAGAGAAUGGUCUGGAAUCCAGCUUAGGCCCAGGUGGUCCCUUCCAGAAUAUCCCUAUGAGCAUGGGCAAUGGGUCCAUGAAGGACCCUGAACUGACCAACACCUCCAACCUUCGCCAUAUGCCAGCUGUGAGCGGCAUCUCUAGUGCUAGUCAACAGUACCUCCCAAGCUGUACCAUGCCGCCUGUAGGAAGUUUGGCUCACCAGCAACAGGUGGCCGCUGCGGCAGCCUUCAAGGCAACGCAGGAGAAACUGGCCAAGCAGGCACGUGCUGUGAUUGGUCAGGGAUCCAUGCAGGCUCCGGUCUCCUUGUCCACUCUACCACUCAACUCUCAGAACCAUGGCAGACCAAUUGUCAAGGGUCAGCCCGUGGCAUCUACGAUAACCACUCCAGCUUCCAUGGGUAUGCGUGGGGUGACGGUUGCAGGUAGCAAACCCGAGUCAAGCAGCCAACCCCAGCUCCCAGCCACCUCUCAGGUCAACCUGGACAUGGCCAAACUGCUGGAACAACAACAACGACUUCAACAACAACAGCGCCAGCUUACACCGGGCACGUUGCCACGUAACAUGGGCCCAGGAUCAAACCCGUAUAGUGUAUCCCCACUCCCAGGGCGCAUGCCCAUCCAGUCAGGCAUGAUGCCCCCACCGGUCAACGUGCCCCCUAACCCUCUCCUUGUGCAGCAGCUGAUGCAGGGUGGGGUGAACCCAGCAGCUAGAGGCAAUAGCAGUACCAUGAACCAGAUUAACCAGUUAAACCAACUUAACCAGUUAAACCAACUCAACCAGUUAAACCAGCUCAACCAAUUUGCAGUGCUUACGGCCCAGCAGCGAUCAGUGGACCCGAGACUCCAGGUCAGGGGAGGCUACCCAGGCAACAUCCUGACACCUCGGAGCCCCGUGCCCCCAUCAGCUGUCAACCCUGCUCUAGGUCGAGCUCUAUCCCCUAACAUCCAGGCACAGACAUUAGGUUUGAAUGGGCCAAUGUCCCCUGGGGCGUUCCCACCCAACCUACAGUUUCCAGGGGCUGGGAUUCCUCACGCCAGCCUGAAUGGGAACAACAAUCCCCUUGGUAAAGUCGAGGACGUGGCCUCACACAACCUGGCCAAGUGGUUCGGGAUGGAGGUGUUCAGAAACCAGCUUCCCGGCAUGCCUCCCAUACCUCAUCAGGGCAAGAAAGUGCUGACGGUGGACGAGAUUGAGCGCAGCCAGCAUUGACUGACAUCCCCGGGAGUGCAGGUGCUUGUCCACUAGCUGUGCUUUGAAUCUGCGACUCAUUCGCUAGGCACCGAAAACAUUGAUCUUGAUCCUCACGGCUUCUGCAGUUUUGGUGUUGCCAGGAAGUUUGGAUGGUUUUAGCUUUUUUCUAGAAACUGUAAGAGCAGCUGCGAUGUUGCCAGAUUUUGGGCAAAAUGUUGCGUGGAAGGACUCAGUCCACGGUUGAAUAUUGCUUAAUAAAAAUUUCCGGUAUUAGGUAGCCAUCAGGGCAUUGAUCAUUCAUGGAUACCUCAUUCUGUUGACAGCAUUGAAUUCUUCAUACGCGGACAGAAACAAAAGCAGAGAAUAUAUUUUCUGCCUUCGCUUUGCAUUGACAGAAAGCGUCAAUCUGCAGCAUUUUACUAGCAUCAGGAGUUCUGAGACAACUUGACCAUCCACUUCUAUUGAAGAGGAAUAAGGAUCGCAGAGUGGCAACUCCUGUGAUAGUUGCCAUCGUGAGGGGAGCAAAGGUACUUCUGCAUUCGCCAGCUCUUCUCAGCAGCUAUCGGUUGUUGCUUUGGCCUGCCAUCAGCCAUGUGUUUUGGGUAAUUUCAGUGUUUGUUGUUGCCUAGCUGAUGAAACCAGUGUGAUUUGCUUGCACAACUGUGGAAUGAAAUGCUGGCUGCCUUCACCCUGUGAAAAGCCAUUCAUUUGGACCUACUGCUAACCAUUCUGUUUUGUGCUAGACUGAGAGAUAAGACUAUAAACCUGAAUUGCGUCUGUGUGUGUUGUGUGUGUGUGAAUGUACUUAUGUUUUUUUGAAUGCAAGGUUUCACACUGGUUGAUCACCAGUAGUGAGUGAAUAAUUUUGAGUUUGUAAAAUUGUUACACCUGUGAACAUAUUUGAUUUAUUGUACAUAAAAUAUGUGUUAUCAUGUAUAUAGCUUUGCAACGAUGGAAUAAUGAAAUGAUGUGUAUUUGUUUGUCGAGUGCUUGAGAUUUGUCGGUGGUUUUGAGAGGGAUUGCUGUUAUUGUAGAAAAUCUCAUGCUUCUUGUACAGCUGCCCUCUUUCAUUCAAGUUGCAUGUCUAGUGAUCCCUAUGAUGAUUGUGUUGUUGUAAGUUGAUCCUUGUACAGUUACUUGCCGUUGUGUGUUAUAAUUAGUCAGAUGUAUAUUUUUGCUGUUGUGAGUGGGCUGGGUUUAACAAGGGUGUGUGGGAGUGGCAGAAAAUAGAACCAGGAACUUCUUUCGUGCACUGUAAAGUAUAAAUCGAUGCUACAAAUUGAGUUUCAAAACUACAACAUUGCAUCAAGAGCAACAAGUCUUGAAAUUAAAUAUUUCAUAUGUA
Molecule: messenger RNA, 5750 nt
Organism: Liolophura sinensis
Lineage: Eukaryota; Metazoa; Mollusca; Polyplacophora; Chitonida; Chitonidae
Product: eukaryotic translation initiation factor 4E transporter-like
Biological process (GO): negative regulation of translation
Cellular component (GO): cytoplasm; nucleus
Molecular function (GO): mRNA binding
Source: RefSeq, a predicted model, not a curated record